AUGUUUCAAGAGUUAAAAGACGAGGUAUUUAUUGAGUUUUUUGUAAGUUGCCUCAAGCACGGUUUAAAGUGUUGAUUUUUAACUAUUCAGAUGCCGCAUUGGACUUCAAACAAUACAAUCUUAAGACAGUUCUUGUCUGACAUCAGGGAAUUGAAGCUGAGCGUUCCGAAUUAUACCAUUAUCAGUGAAUCGAUUGAGAAAUGGAUGAAACUGACGCAGAAAUGCAGAAGCUUGAUGACCGAUCUGGGAGAGGAUUCUAUUCCAUGGUAUCGUAUUGUAUGUGACGCAUACGGCUCCUCCGGAGUCCUCAAAGACAUUCAAUAUUGGAUAAUCAACAACAUCCCAGAAGAAGUUUUGCCUGAGUUCACAAAAGAUGAAUCUAUUUGGAUCGAGCAUGACAAAGUGAGUUGGCCAAUUCAACUUCUGAUUAUGUGAACGGUAUCAUUUACAGAAAAUCAUCCCUUUGUCUCCAUUCUUUACUCUGGCAGGAGGAUACAGCGUCGCACAAAGAGUAGGAAAACCUGUUACUACAGAAACAUUUUUUUACUGCUUCUCAGUAUGGCUCACUCGGAUUUUGGUUCAUUCGGCAUAUCAUCCAGAAACUGGACUUUGCUGCUCUUGCUGCAAGCCGACCCGACCUCAAUAAUGUGCUUACCAAGAACGAUGAGUGUAUUCUGCGAAUCAAACCUUCCCCUACUAGCUCGAAACUCCGUUGGUUUGAUUUUGAUGUGACCGAUAAGACUCCCAAAACAAGAGCAAUUGUGGCGGAAGCUACGGCAAACAUUUACGCUCUUCGAAAGGCGAUGUGGGCUUUCAAAAAGUACUCUCCGCAAACCUUCAACACCAUGUCGACACAUUCGAACGGCAACAGAACUUCGGAACAAAUGUUUUUCUACUCAGCCGCCAUGCUUCUGGAUGGACCAACCAUUAUGGGUCCUAAAAAACUAGAAAUACGGCACCUGAACCUCGUGGUGAGUCAAUUACAGGAGUUUCCGAAUGCAUUCCACUGCAAGAAAGAGGACGAACUGGCCUGGGCCGGGAGCUGUUCCAUCUAUCCUCCACGGAAAUAA
This is a messenger RNA of Caenorhabditis sp. 36 PRJEB53466, 1070 nucleotides long. The record is from the annotation of a GenBank genome assembly. Lineage: Eukaryota; Metazoa; Nematoda; Chromadorea; Rhabditida; Rhabditidae.